UUUAAACAAAAGUUCUAAUACUGAAAGAACUUGUACACUUCUUGGAAAUUACAGGAAAUUUUCUUCUGCUCCCAAAAUAAAAAGCAUUACCAGACUCCAUUCUUCCUGUGUCUUCAAAAUAUUUUUCUUUUUCUCUGAUUGACUUCUAGCUUAAUGCCCAUUAGUCACAAUGGCUGUAUUGGAAGAGCUGCCCGUAAAGCAGAGAGCUCCAAAAGGCAACAUUAUUGAGCGAUUGUUAUCCGACUGCCCACUGGAAAAUGCCCGCUCAUGGACCAGGGAGUCCAACGUCACCAGUGGCCAUUUUAUCCAAAGAAUUCGAUUAUACUAUGGCGUCAAAAUUGGAUACGCCAGUGGAGGUUUCGCUGCUGUGUGCAUGUCAUACUUGAAUACCAAUUUGAUAAUAAUUGCAUCCUUGCCCCAUAACUUUCGGAUUCAGCUUCCAAACAGAUCCUUAAAUUUGCAUUUGCCAAUUGCAACGUGUCAUCUUCAGGAUUAUUCGGCUUGCAACUCGGUUGUAGUUAAUUUGGAUGUGGUUGAACCAUCUUCCAACCAACAACAUCAACAUCAGGUUUGUGCUUUUGGACCAAUUCUUUGUCAUUUUCUUCUCAUAUUUACUCUGUGCCGUUAAGUGGCAUUAAUGAUAAAUCCUAGGCUGAAAAUUUAUUACUCUUCCCGGAU
Messenger RNA from Lycium ferocissimum, 678 nucleotides. RefSeq lists its product as uncharacterized. The transcript has 2 exons. The coding region runs from base 170 to 628 and encodes 152 amino acids. The record is from RefSeq and is a predicted model, not a curated record. Lineage: Eukaryota; Viridiplantae; Streptophyta; Magnoliopsida; Solanales; Solanaceae.